Molecule: messenger RNA, 1783 nt
Organism: Adelges cooleyi (spruce gall adelgid)
Lineage: Eukaryota; Metazoa; Arthropoda; Insecta; Hemiptera; Adelgidae
Gene: ais
Product: probable ATP-dependent RNA helicase DDX52
Exons: 11
Coding region: 133-1737 (534 amino acids)
Biological process (GO): maturation of SSU-rRNA
Cellular component (GO): 90S preribosome
Molecular function (GO): RNA helicase activity; nucleic acid binding; ATP binding
Source: RefSeq, a predicted model, not a curated record
UCGCAUUUCUUGCAAAUCGCACGUGUGUCGUGUUAUUUUAACUUACAAAUUGAAUUAUUUCCCGAAUAAUUAUGUUAUAUAUUUUAUUCUUUACUCUUUAGUACAUAAAAAUACGGUUGUUGUUUUUUAGAAAUGGAUUCAUUUGACAUUUUUAAAAAAUUAUCUGUUGGUGCCAAGUUUAAAAAACCGCCGCGUGUAAUGCUGGAUGAAAAUGAAAAGUCGAAAGAAAAACAAAUAAAAAUAAAAACCGUGGGUAACAAUGUUCCCGUUUUGUUGUCAACAUUCGAAAACAUGAAAACGACGUAUUCUUUGAGUCCGGUCUUGAUUGAAAACAUUUUUAAGUCUGGUUACAACGAACCAACACCUAUACAAUCUCAAGCAAUACCAAUCAUGUUACAAAACAGACAGAUAUUUGCUUGUGCACCGACUGGGUCAGGUAAAACGGCUGCGUUCUUGGUACCCAUUAUACAUCAUUUGAAAAAACCUAUGAACACUGGAAUCCGAGCGUUAAUUGUCAGUCCUACCAGAGAGUUAGCUAAGCAAACGUUUAGAGAAUGCAUGAGAUUGUGUGAAGGUAUUGGACUGCGAGCUCAGACAUUUACAAAAAUCACUAAAGAUAAAGAGAAAUUUAAUCCUAAAACUACACAAAAGUUUGAUAUUUUAAUAGCAACUCCCAAUCGUCUAGUGUUUUUAUUGCAGCAAGACCCACCAUCCGUUGAGCUAAACAAUGUUGAGUGGUUGGUUAUAGACGAGUCGGAUAAACUGUUUGAAACUGGUGUGAGGGGAUUCAGAGAUCAACUCGCAACAAUAUACAAAGCGUGUGGUCCAAGUACAAAAAGAGCUAUGUUUAGCGCUACAUAUACUGUAGAGGUAGCAAAAUGGUCUAAAAAAAAUCUUGAUGGUCUAAUAUCGGUGUCGGUUGGUAAUAGAAACACUACAGCCACAACAGUUAAACAGGAUUUAGUAUUUGUUGGAAAUGAAGAAGGCAAGUUAAUUGCAAUGAGAGAUCUUGUUAAAAAAGGAUUAUCGCCUCCAGUUUUGAUUUUCUUGCAGUCUAAAGAACGAGCAAAAGAACUAUUUAGUGAACUAAUUUACGAUGGGAUUAAUGUAGACGUAAUACACGCUGAUCGAACUCAACAACAGCGGGACAAUACUGUAAAAGCCUUUCGCGAAGGAAAAAUUUGGGUAUUAAUUUGUACCGAGUUGAUGGGUCGAGGUAUUGACUUUAAAGGAGUUAACUUGGUAAUAAACUAUGACUUUCCUUCUUCUGCCAUUUCUUAUAUUCAUCGAAUUGGACGAACUGGCAGAGCUGGACGUCCUGGCAACGCUGUUACAUUCUUCACCAACGACGAUAAACCCAUGCUUAGAAGUAUUGCUACUGUCAUGAAAGAUUCAGGGUGUCCAGUUCCAGAUUACAUGUUGGAAAUGAAAAAAUUACACAAAAAUACCAGAAGAAAAUUAGAAAAACAGUCCAUUAAUAGAGAUGAAAUUAGAGCAAAGCCUCAUAGGUAUCAUAAACCUACAAAAAUAGAUAAAAAUGAUUCAAAGUCUGAAGAUGAAUCUGUAAAUGGUAAAGGAAACAUUGCCAAAUCAAAGAAACCUGUUAAAAAUAAAGUAUCAACAAAACAUAAUUUAAAAAAUGAAGAUACAAUUAAAUUGGUUGCGAUAAAAGGAAAAAGAAAACUAGACGAUUCAAAAAAACAAAAAAAUAAAAAAAGGUUAAAAACUACUGUCUAGAUUUAAGUAAUGGUGAUAAUGUUGUUUAUUUUAUUUAAGUGGUUUU